Molecule: messenger RNA, 5835 nt
Organism: Ogataea polymorpha
Lineage: Eukaryota; Fungi; Ascomycota; Pichiomycetes; Pichiales; Pichiaceae
Exons: 1
Coding region: 142-2028 (628 amino acids)
Biological process (GO): regulation of DNA-templated transcription
Molecular function (GO): DNA-binding transcription factor activity, RNA polymerase II-specific; zinc ion binding
Source: RefSeq, a predicted model, not a curated record
AAUAUCAGUGUAGCACGCUAGUCCUUCGUGGGAGAUUGGUGUGCCAUUUACUAAAUCUCUGGACAUUCACCUAUAUCAGUAAAAACAUACACUCCCCUUUCUCAACAUUUUGGAUACAAGCUGGUUCAUCUAAUUACCGAGAUGUCACAGCCGACCACCAAAAAACGACAACGGCCGAGACCCUGUGACGCGUGUGCCAUCCGCCGAGUGAAAUGCGACAUCGAUAUAUGCACGGGCGGUAUCUGCUCGAACUGUCUCACUCAUCAAGUUCCAUGUACCAACCUCCGCGUGAGGCACAAGUCCGGUCCAAAGAAAAGUACCAGAACAGUCAAAAACACAGAAGAUCCCAAUCACGAAAUCUACACUCAGUCUACACUACCUGCUCAUGUGUGCGCAUUUUCUUUGAAACAAAUUAUCCCAUACCUUGAGAUAUAUCAUUCGAAUUAUUACGAUAUCUGGCCGGUAGUAUCAAUUCAGAGUACAGUUUCAAUUUUGACACGCUCAGACUCCUUUAAGAAUGUGGAGCAGGUAUUCAAACUGGCGACUGUUUUAGAUGACUUUCAUAUCACCAUCGCCCAGGACAACGCCCAAGAAUAUGCUCUUUGUUGCGCCUUGUGCGCUACGAUCGCACAGUAUCACAGUUUUGUGACAUGCAAUCCAGCCAGGAGCGAUCUCAAAAAUGCUGGCUUAUAUGCUCAAGAGGCAAGAAGGAUAGUUUAUGAGUAUAGACUGAAAAGCACACCAAAUAUUGAUCUCCUUCUGACAUUCUUCUUCCUACAUAAAUACUAUGCUAUUGCGCCUGGCCAACAACACAAAGGUCUUAUUUACCUCCGUGAAGCUGUUUCUUUUGCAGAUGUCUUGAAAAUGCGCGAACCCCAAUCGCUGCUUCAUUUGUCACCCUUUGAGGCUCAUAGACAGAAAAAAAUCUACUAUCUGCUCGUGGUGACUGAAAGGUUUGUCAGCUUUAAAACUAAUCUGCCUAUUCUUCUUGAACCUUCAAUCCCACUCCCUGAGGCAGAUUUCGAAAAAUCCUCAAAUUCACUCUACGGGUUCACCACUCUGUGUGCAAUUUUCAGUGCAACAGAUAAGCAAUUCUAUGUUGAGCUUCAUACUAAAGUGCUCGAGACAGGGCGCACCCACAACAUGUUCCAGAUUCCAGAGACCAACUUGUUUCAGGAUUUUACCUUGAACGGAUCCACAGAGUUGAAACGGCUCUGGCUCCUUGAACUCCAACAGAAGCUCCAAAUCAGAAUUGAUGUGGAUAAAAUUGCAACAAGUGCUCAAAAAGUGAAUGUCAUUGUCUCAAAAGCCUGGCUCCAGUCUUUGGGCUGGCUAAUUGCGUCUGCGAACUUUCUAAUUGUUUCUGAUGAGAGUACCGCGGUAGAACACGAAUGUUUCAAAAUUGACUUUCCUCUAAAAGUUGCAAAUGAGCUUCUCAGCAGUCUACAGAAUCUCCCCGAUCAUGCAUUUAGAUGCAACGGACCCGAUAUCUCAAUGAAACUACUGGAGAUAGCAGACUCUCUGUACAUUGUGAUCAAAAGCUAUGUUGACCCAGCAACCACCGAGCUGGCCUACGAACGCAUGGUGGCUGUAUUCGACAUGGUGUUGAAGUACAAAGCAGGAAUGGACUUGCCGCGAGCCCUGUUCGCCAAAAUCUCUAAUCUCCUCGAGUCUUGGAAAGAGAAUGGCUUGCGAGAAACACGUCACGAGCUGUCCUCUGAUUUUGCUUAUUAUGAACCUGCAUUGACACGCUCAAGCUCACUAGUACGCUGCAAUAAGAGACAGGACAGUGCUAUUUUCAGCAAUUCUUUUUCUGGAUCAAGAGCGAAUUUGCAACACAGACAGACAUCUGGUAUCCGACUGGAUGUUUCUUCCUCGCUAUUUGCAUCUUUGGAAAAAGUGUCAUCCGGCCAACUUUAUCCUCUCACAGCACACAAAGAGCCCACUACAUCAAAGGGUACAGCUUCAUUUUUUCUCGGACAGCUAGGGCCUAAUGCUUCGCCGUUUUACACACCUGGUGCGCCUUAGUUGACACAAAAUAGCAAUCCUAAUUAUUUGAUGAUAUGCUAUUAUGCCGGUGAAAUUUGUCGCUAGUUGAAGAGGAGACAGUAUUUGUUCACUUUGGAAAUUCGAACUCGCCCAAAAGAGGUGUCAGAGUCAAGUUCUCCGGCAUGGAGGCAAUGAUUUCUGGUGUAUGGUCGUUUUCGUUCUCUUCAUAGUCUGCAGACUCUAUUUUUGGAUAAGAAACGUCGCAGCCGUUUCGAUAGAAGUUGAACCUGCGAGAUUCCAAAGUUUCAGUGAUAGGGUGUAUGAGAGGCUCGAGCGAACUGUUGGAGUUCUGCUGCAUGAUGAUACCGUGGAUGUAUGCAAGCUCGUCUAACGCUAAAGCUGUUUCGGGCGAUCCUGGAGCCAAUCGAAUGAAGGUUUGCAAGGCGUUGGCGACUUCGCUUAGUUUCACGAUGACACCACUACCGUUUGUUUCAAACGCCUCGUAAGGCAAGUCUUUAGUCUGUAUCAGAAAGUCUUUUGCGAUAUGAAUCGGAUAUCUUGGAUCAAAGAAAUUGGAUUGAUCACUUGUAGGCGUUAGAAGAAGUCGAUCCUUAGCCAUUAACCAGGCAAUUGAUUGCAACCAUGUUCGAGAAAUUAAUAUGUUGACCUUUUGAGACUGGUUGCGCACUUGAACGACAGACCUAGAGAGCUUCGUUUGCACGUCCUGGAUCCAUUCGUUUUUGAACAUUAGGUCGAAGUUCUCGCUGAAAGGAUCAAAUGCAGCUGUCGUGCCACGGAGCGAGUACUUGUUAAAGAACGCGCAAUCAGGAACACUGAAUACUUGCGCAAGUUCGAUGAAUCCAGGUAGCAGAUCCGGGGCUUCAUCGUCUUCCAAACUGGGAAGUGGCAUUGUUGGCUCCAAUAUUACCGGUAGCUGUUUUUUGAACGAGACAUACCUCUCUGUGAUGAGAAGUAAGUAGUAGAUCUUUUUAAAUCUGUGCGAUGUAUCUUUUGGCGAUUCUCCCAAAACUUCGUUAUCUCGAAGGUGAAGCAUUUGCGCGCAGCUGAUUGCCUGUCUGAGAUAGACCAAUUCCUGCAGGUUGUCCUCGUCAAGGGAUGAAAAAUAUAUAUGCAGAAAAAAGUUAGUUAAAACCUGGUCUUCCGUGAGCAUUCCGUCAAGCUCAAACAUGUAGAUAGCUCGCUCUGCCUCCCUUACGUAAGUUUCUGGUGGGGGACAGCUUUUGAGCCCUAAGUGAGCCAUUGUAUCAAAUUCCUCCUGGGACCAGAGGGUGGUGUGUCUUGCAAUUACAGCGCACAAGGCGCAUGAGAGUGCGUACAACGACGCAUUGUUGGCAUUGAGUAUGAAAAAUGUGCUAUCGUUUAUGUGAACUGAGCUCUCGUUGAGAAUGUUCAGACAAUCAUCAGCAGACAGGACUGGCCAGAGUGCAUAAUAUCGGGAUUUAUAAAUUGUGAGGUACGGUCGAAUCUCACUUAGCGAGAUUGAGCUUUUCUCGCAGGUGGCAGGAUUGAUUAUACCACCUAAGUUGUGGGUCGUAGUGGCUAAUCGAAGAUUGCUGAACGCGCCACUUCCUUCUAGCAGGCUUUUAAUAGCCUCUUUGGUUUUAUUGUGUAUUUUUCUGGGUCCAGAUCUCUGCUUUACUCUGUUGUUUGUACACUCAAUUCCAUUAACUAAACAGUUGGUGCAUCUGCGAUCCAAUUUGAACUCAGCGUCGCAACGUACUCGUUUGAACGCGCACGCGUCACAAGGCCUGAUAUACGGCCUUUUGGAAUGGGAUUUAUGGCCAGGCGUUUGGGGUUUUGCACGUGUACCGAGAGGCAUAAAAAUGUCUCGAGAAAAUGUAGUUAAAAAUAUUGCACAUUAUUUGCAUUUAACAUGUGGGGAAGUCUCGCGCAAAAUCUUAUUGAUCCGCAAAAUAAAAGGUGCACAUAAAAUAAUUUUGAUCCCUUAAAACGCAAUAAUAAAGACAUCUACGGCCAUUACAAAAGAUUAGUCGAGGAAACAUAUUCAAUUGUAAAGUAAUAACAUCGCAGAACUGAAACUAUACAUUUCAUUUUUAAACUUUAGCAGUGGCCGCACCGGCGUCCAGGUCGCCAUCAACAACCUGUAUAAUAUCCUCAUUAUUCAUUUUUUUUAACAUUUCCUGAGGAUUGAAUGUUUCCACCUGAGUGGACCUAAAUUUACGGGCACUGGUACCGUUUUUGAAGAGGAUGUCCAGUUCAGCAUAAGUUCUUCCUUUUGUUUCUGGGAAUUCAAACCAGAUGUAGAUCAGUGAGCAAAUAGACAAGCCUGCCCAUAAAAGGGCCGCUUUUGCUUUCCAGUUCCAAGCAGUCGGGUUCAGCAUGUACGGAGUGACAAUGGAGAGCGGAAUUUGAGACAGAUUGUACCAGUUUCUUGCAAGGGCAACGGUCUUGGCACGCACCGUCGACGAAGGGAUUUCUGCAACCGUGCAGUAGGUGAUGGGACCGAUGGACGAGUCGUAGACAAAAGUGAAGACAAGGAGCAGCGAGCCAAUUGCCCAAGACGCACUCGUCGACGAAGAAAAGCCCAAACCUCCGACAAUUAUCAGAAUGCACGUGUUUAUGCUCAGACCCAAGAAGUAGAUGUCAAAACGGCCCAAUUUUUGCGAGAGGAGCCACGAGGCAAGUGUUCCAAGAAGACCGAGUGCAUAUUGGAUGAUAGAGAAAGUGAAAGACAUACUGCUGUCAAGUCCUGCCUGGAUGUAAAAGUAGGUCGAAUAGCCCAUCAAGACAGAUCCAGUGAUAUUCUGGAUGAGCCAGAUCAUGGCGGCAAUCCUUGUUCUUCUGAAGUUCCCGUGUUUGAAGCAGUCAAAGUACGAGACAUUGGACGUGCGCGCAGACUCUUCCUUGAUGGUUAGUUGCAUUUUAUUCAGCAUUGCCUCGGCUAGCGGAGCAACAUCUGGCACCUCGGUGUUUGGACUCAAAAGCCUUGUGAUACUUUUCUUAGCUUCUGCGUCUCGGUUCUUUUUAACCAGCCACCAGGGCGACUCCGGGGCCAGGUAGAUUCCAAUCAUGAUUGGCACAGGCCAGAUCCACUGGACAGCGAAAGGAAUCUUGUAUGACCACUCGCUGGUCAGGGUCAUAGUGCCUCUCAGCAAACAAGCAGCAAUCAACUGUCCGAUAACCCAGCAAGCAUUGACAUAAGUGGUAAGGUAGAUUCUCAGAACUACUGGACACACUUCCGAGGCGUAUGACACUGUGAGGGUCUGGAAUGCACCCCAGACAAUACCACAGAGCAGCUCGCCGGCAAGCAGCAUCUGCACGUCGACCGCAAAGAAAAGAAUGAAGAUUAAACCCACAACGGCUGCCAUGAACGAUAUUAACGUACGCCUGUAUCCCCAUUUCUCGGCAACAAGACCUGCAAUGUACAGUCCGACAAUUUCACCGACAUAAGUCGACAUCGAAAGCGAUGUCUGCCACUUGGCAGGGACCUGGUACUGGUCAAUUUCUGGGUAGUACUUGCCGUACUUUUUGGCGAAAGAUUGCAUUGAGUACAGACUGUUCAGGAGCGUGGUAUCGUAUCCUUCCAUGAUGAUGGCUGUGGAAAGCACAAUCGACCAGCAGGCAGCUUUUGGGAAAGUUUUCAGACCUUCCUUCAGCGACAUGUGCUUUUCUUGGUGCUCAUUAUUUUGGGCAUUUGUCGAAAUCUCGACGAAUCUGGCGAUGUAAUCGUUGAAAGCACCACUUCCAUCAUCACUGUCAGAGAGUGUGUUAAUUUUCUUUGUGAUGUCUGGAAUGACUUCAGCUUCUUCAGGCUUCUCGAUGUUUUCGACGAACUCAGGCAUGAUGAUGGACACUAGUGUGUCG